GGGUGUGAGUGUGUGAUUGUGCGUGUGUGUGUGUGUGUGUGUGUGUGUGUGCGCAGGGUGCGUGCGCGCGCGGGGCCUGCCCAUUUUCCUCCUCGCAGCAGUCAGUUGGGAGCUGGAGGGAGGGAGAGAGGGAGACAGACGCAGCCAGCGAGAAACCGGAGAGGAGCCGAGCGCCCUCCGCCCAAGGCGCCCUCCCUCGGUCCGCACACAGGAGCCGUCGCUUGGAGGAGCAAGGUGCCUCCCAGCCCGCAAGGGCAUCGCGUACGAGCCCGCGGUCUCCUCGGUGGCGCUGCCCCGGGACCGCACCUGGAGGCCGCCCCGGACGGGGAUGGUAAGCGGCUGCCGCCGUCUGACACACCAGCGGGACGCGGUGAGGGCACCAUGGCGCUGACGCCCGGGAGGGGGCCCUCGGCGGGGCUCGUCCGACCCGAGCUCUGGCUGCUGCUGUGGGCAGCCGCGUGGCGCCUGGGUGCCACCGCGUGCCCCGCCCUCUGCACCUGCACCGGCACCACGGUGGACUGCCACGGCACGGGGCUGCAGGCCAUCCCAAAGAACAUCCCACGGAACACGGAGCGCCUGGAACUCAACGGCAACAACAUCACUCGGAUCCAUAAAAAUGACUUUGUGGGACUCAAGCAGCUGCGGGUGCUGCAGCUGAUGGAGAACCAGAUUGGAGUGGUGGAGCGGGGGGCUUUCGACGACAUGAAGGAGCUGGAGCGGCUACGACUGAACAGGAACCAGCUGCACAGUUUGCCAGAACUGCUGUUCCAGAAUAACCAGGCUCUGUCGAGGCUGGACCUGAGUGAGAACACCAUCCAGGCCAUCCCCAGGAAAGCUUUUCGUGGAGCUACAGACCUCAAAAAUUUACAGCUGGACAAGAACCAGAUUAGCUGCAUCGAGGAAGGGGCCUUCCGGGCUCUGCGGGGGCUGGAGGUGCUGACCCUGAACAACAACAACAUCACCACCAUCCCCGUGUCCAGCUUCAACCACAUGCCCAAGCUGCGGACCUUCCGCCUGCACUCCAACCACCUGUUCUGUGACUGCCACCUGGCCUGGCUCUCCCAGUGGCUGAGGCAGCGGCCAACCAUCGGGCUCUUCACCCAGUGCUCGGGCCCCGCCAGCCUGCGUGGCCUCAAUGUAGCCGAGGUCCAGAAGAGUGAGUUCAGCUGCUCAGGCCAAGGAGAAGCGGGCCGAGUGCCUUCCUGCACCCUGUCCUCCGGCUCCUGCCCGGCCAUGUGUACCUGCAGCAAUGGCAUUGUGGACUGUCGUGGCAAAGGCCUCACUGCCAUCCCCGCCAACCUGCCUGAGAGCAUGACAGAGAUCCGCCUGGAGCUCAAUGGGAUCAAGUCCAUCCCUCCCGGAGCCUUCUCUCCCUACAGAAAACUGCGGAGGAUAGACCUGAGCAACAACCAGAUUGCAGAGAUCGCUCCCGAUGCCUUCCAGGGCCUCCGCUCCCUGAACUCGCUGGUCCUGUAUGGGAACAAGAUCACAGACCUCCCCCGGGGUGUGUUUGGAGGCCUGUACACCCUACAGCUCCUGCUCUUGAACGCCAACAAGAUCAACUGUGUCCGGCCCGAUGCCUUCCAGGAUCUGCAGAACCUCUCGCUCCUCUCCCUGUAUGACAACAAGAUCCAGAGUCUCGCCAAGGGCACCUUCACCUCCCUGCGGGCCAUCCAGACCCUGCACCUGGCACAGAACCCUUUCAUCUGCGACUGUAACCUCAAGGGGCUGGCAGACUUCCUGCGCACCAACCCCAUUGAGACGAGCGGGGCCCGCUGUGCCAGCCCCCGGCGCCUCGCCAACAAGCGCAUCGGGCAGAUCAAGAGCAAGAAGUUCCGGUGCUCAGCCAAAGAGCAGUAUUUCAUUCCAGGCACGGAGGAUUACCAGCUGAACAGCGAGUGCAACAGCGACGUGGUCUGUCCCCACAAGUGCCGCUGUGAGGCCAGCCUGGUGGAGUGCUCCAGCCUGAAGCUCACCAAGAUCCCUGAGCGCAUCCCCCAGUCCACGGCCGAGCUACGAUUAAACAACAAUGAGAUUUCCAUCCUGGAAGCCACUGGGAUAUUUAAAAAACUCACUCAUCUGAAGAAGAUCAAUCUGAGCAACAACAAGGUGUCCGAAAUCGAAGAUGGGGCCUUCGAGGGUGCGGGCUCUGUGAGCGAGCUGCACCUGACCGCCAACCAGCUGGAGUCCAUCCGGAGCGGCAUGUUCCGAGGCCUGGACGGCUUGAGGACGCUGAUGCUGAGGAACAACCGCAUCAGCUGCAUCCACAACGACAGCUUCACGGGCCUGCGCAACGUCCGCCUGCUCUCGCUCUACGACAACCAGAUCGCCACCAUCUCCCCUGGGGCCUUCGACACCCUGCAGGCCCUCUCCACGCUAAACCUUCUGGCCAACCCUUUCAACUGCAACUGUCAGCUGGCCUGGCUGGGGGACUGGCUGCGGAAGAGGAAGAUUGUGACAGGGAACCCGCGGUGCCAGAACCCAGACUUCCUGCGGCAGAUCCCCCUGCAGGACGUGGCCUUCCCUGACUUCAGGUGUGAGGAAGGCCAGGAGGAGGGGGGCUGCCUGCCCCGCCCCCAGUGCCCCCAGGAAUGUGCCUGCCUGGACACGGUGGUCCGAUGCAGCAACAAGCACCUCCAGGUCCUGCCGAAAGGCAUCCCCAAGAAUGUCACGGAACUUUACUUGGAUGGGAACCAGUUCACGCUGGUUCCGGGACAGCUGUCUACCUUCAAGUAUCUGCAGCUUGUGGACUUGAGUAACAACAAGAUCAGUUCCUUGAGCAAUUCCUCCUUCACCAACAUGAGCCAGCUGACCACUCUGAUUCUCAGCUACAACGCCCUCCAGUGCAUCCCUCCGCUGGCCUUCCAGGGGCUGCGCUCCCUGCGCCUGCUGUCCCUGCAUGGCAAUGACAUCUCCACCCUCCAAGAGGGCAUCUUCACAGACGUGACCUCCCUGUCUCACCUGGCCAUUGGUGCCAACCCUCUGUACUGUGACUGCCACCUCCGCUGGCUGUCUGGCUGGGUGAAGACGGGCUAUAAGGAACCGGGCAUUGCCCGCUGUGCUGGGCCCCCGGACAUGGAGGGCAAGCUGCUCCUCACCACGCCUGCCAAGAAGUUUGAAUGCCAAGGUCCCCCCGCGCUGGCUGUCCAGGCCAAGUGUGAUCCCUGCAUGUCCAGCCCGUGCCAGAACCAGGGCACUUGCCAUGAUGAUGCCCUUGAGGCGUACAGGUGUGUCUGCUCCAGCGGCUAUAAGGGCCGUGACUGCGAGGUGUCCCUGGACAGCUGUUCCAGCAGCCCCUGUGGAAACGGCGGGACCUGCCACCCGCGGCAGGGCGAGGAUGCUGGGUUCACGUGUUCCUGUCCCACUGGCUUUGAAGGACCGACCUGUGAGGUGAAUACGGACGACUGUGUGGAGCACACAUGUGCCAAUGGGGGCACCUGUGUGGAUGGCGUGGGCAACUACACCUGCCAGUGCCCCCUGCAGUAUGCGGGAAGGGCCUGUGAGCAGCUGGUGGACUUCUGUUCUCCAGAUUUGAACCCGUGUCAGCACGGAGCCCAGUGCGUGGGUACUCCAGAUGGGCCAAGGUGUGAGUGCGCAUCAGGUUACGCAGGUAACAACUGCAGUGAGAACCAGGAUGACUGCAGGGACCACCGCUGCCAGCAUGGGGCCCGGUGUGUGGAUGGAGUCAACAGCUACUCUUGCCUCUGUGCUGAAGGCUACAGUGGGCAGUUCUGUGAGACCCCUCCCCGCCCACCUGCCCCCAGAAGCCCCUGCGAGGGGACUGAGUGCCAGAAUGGAGCCAACUGUGUGGACCAGGGCAGCGGGCCGGUGUGCCAGUGCCUUCCAGGUUUCGGCGGCCCCGAGUGUGAGAAGUUGCUCAGUGUUAACUUUGUGGAUCGGGACACCUACCUGCAGUUCACCGAUCUGCAGAACUGGCCACGGGCCAACAUCACGCUGCAGGUCUCCACGGCAGAGGACAACGGGAUCCUGCUGUACAAUGGGGACAAUGACCACAUUGCAGUGGAGCUGUACCAGGGUCAUGUGCGUGUCAGCUACGACCCAGGCAGCUACCCCAGCUCUGCCAUCUACAGUGCUGAGACGAUCAAUGACGGGCAGUUCCACACUGUUGAGCUAGUCACCUUUGACCAGAUGGUGAAUCUCUCCAUCGAUGGAGGCAGUCCCAUGACCAUGGACAACUUUGGCAAACACUACACACUAAACAGCGAGGCCCCCCUCUACGUGGGAGGGAUGCCAGUGGAUGUGAACUCGGCUGCCUUCCGCCUGUGGCAGAUCCUCAAUGGCACCAGCUUCCACGGUUGCAUCCGAAACCUGUACAUUAACAACGAACUGCAGGACUUCACCAAGACGCGGAUGAAGCCAGGCGUGGUGCCAGGCUGUGAGCCCUGCCGAAAGCUCUACUGCCUGCAUGGCAUCUGCCAGCCCAAUGCCACCCCUGGGCCCGUGUGCCAUUGUGAGGCCGGCUGGGGGGGCCUACACUGUGACCAGCCAGCCGACGGCCCCUGCCAUGGCCACAAGUGUGUCCACGGGGAAUGUAUGCCCCUCGACGCUCUCUCCUACAGCUGCCAGUGCCAGGAUGGGUACUCGGGGGCUCUGUGCAACCAGGCUGGGGCACCUGUAGACCCCUGCGGGGGCCUGCAGUGCCUGCAUGGCCACUGCCAGGCCUUGGCCACCAAAGGGGCACACUGUGUGUGUGACCCAGGCUUUUCGGGCGAGCUGUGUGAGCAAGAGUCCGAGUGCCGGGGGGACCCUGUCCGGGACUUUCACCAGGUCCAGAGGGGCUAUGCCAUCUGCCAGACCACGCGCCCGCUGUCGUGGGUGGAGUGCCGGGGCUCAUGCCCAGGUCAGGGCUGUUGCCAGGGCCUGCGGCUGAAGCGGAGGAAGUUCACCUUUGAGUGCAGCGACGGGACCUCUUUUGCCGAGGAGGUGGAGAAGCCCACCAAGUGUGGCUGUGCCCUCUGCGAGUAGCGCCAGGCUAGACGGGGAGGGGUGAGGCAGGCGAGAGGGCACGGCUGCAGUGAAGCCGGGUGGCCCGCAGUGGGGUGGGGGUGCGGGCCAUCCUGCCUGUUCCUGAGUGGCAGGGCCCUCUGGCCCCACCCCACAGCAAUCUCUUGGGGGGGGGGGGGUGACCAGGCCGGCAGCUGGGGGUGGGGUGGGGUGGGUGGGCGUGGCCCGGGCUUUAGGCCGCCCUCUCCAGAAGUGCCUUGCACAAACAGGCGCUUAAUAAAUAUUUGUUGAAUGAAUGUGUGCUUGAGGUCAGGCCAAGAAGUGCACAGAAUGAUGACCCUCCCCGCCACCCACCCUGCUUGCCUACUACCUGGGUCCGAAGAAGGGACUGGCCCCUUCCCAAAACAGCCUUUCCCUCUCGCAGGUGGCCCACACUGCCCUCAGAAGCCCCCUGUCCCCUGCAGAUAACUUUGAAGCCUCCCCUGGGGCAGCCAGCCAGGAUCUCUGCUUUUUCUGCUGCUGCAGCAGCAUCUGCCAGCAGUAGGCCAGGCUGCGCAGGGGAAGGGCCCCCUCCUGCUGGCCGGGAAGGGACUAACCCUUGCCUCCUGGGCUGAUGUAGCACUAAAGCCACUGCUCCAUGGGGAGUGAGGCUGCAGCUAGAGGAGGGUCCCUUAGGACCAGACCCCUGAAUCCUGAAGUUACGAGUUGACCAUUGUAGCUUCAAAAACGUCCACUGGGUCUGUUUGGAGUGGCAGUCCCACCAGAGAGGACAGGCGCUGGGAAGGUUCUUGGUUCCAGCAGAAUAACCACCACCUCCAGACACCACCAAAGGGGCAUUGGUCCGAGGCCUUCCUAGCCCCUAGCCAGCCACAGGAUGCUGUCAAGCCAUUGGCAGGGGCAAGGGGGUGUGGUCUAGGCUGCUUAGCCAGGGAGGCUUCCCCUCCCACGGAGACUGGGUCCAGACCCCCUCACCGUGCAGGCCAGUAGGGAGCAGUGGUACAGGCACCAGGAAACCUCUGCUGCCUGUCACUCUGGGCAAACGUCUUCCCCAUCUAUGGUCCUCUGUCUCCUAGCUGUCCCAUGGGGAGGUGGUUUGACUGAACAUACAUAUGAGCAACGUAGACCUUCCCACUGUGGCUCCGGAAGGGAGGCUAGAGGAGGUAGAAGAUGCAUGUUCAUGAAUCACAUCAAGUAUUUAUGUGCCUAACUGGGCUGGCACUGUGGGUGUUCUGCUCUCAUGGACAGAUAUGAACUAAUCGUAGAGCAUCACAGGAAUGACCGGGAUGCCUGGGAAGAGUUGAGCCGAGCGAGGGCUCCAACCACUAGACACUGGCCCAGGCUAGGGCUGCUUACCCCAGGCGUUUGCAAGGAAGGACUCUGUGUUUGAAGAGUCACUGAAUAUGGGCCAUGUGACUACAACUUCCAUGCUUCCAUGCUUCUCUUCCAUGCACAAUGAAAACACAGAUUAUCUUUGAGCUUAAAUAGCAAGCUGGCUAGAAGAUAGGUCACACUCUCCUGUCCAGAUGUCUCCCCAAGACAGUGUGCCCCCAGGGGACGCCAGUGGGCAAGAGGAGCAAGCAUGUCCCUUUCCUGGCUCCUUCCACCUGUAAACAGAAGACAGGGCUGGGGGAGCCUGCUGGGUGGGGCUGAGGUGGUAGUGCACCUGUGUCCUCAGCCACCAUGGGCGGUGGGAGGAGCUCCUGGUGCUGAGCGGUAGAGGGCUGGAGCCUCCGACAACUGAGGAAGCCUGGCACGCUCUACUACACCAGGACUCUGGCCAGCGAGUUGGAGCCCUGGAAGCCCUGUAAUGGGAAGAGGAUCCUGCCCUGCCCAACUGCAGAGGCAUUUUCAUGGCUGGAUCUGCUUCUCACCAGGGACCUGGCUCUACUUUCUUGUGGUUCUGAGCAGGGCCACGGUGCCCUUCUCCGUGGACAGCAGCCUUGAGGGCCUUCUCCUAGGGCUGCACGGCAUCCCUCUCUUACCUACAGUUUCUGGACCACGUGAGACCCUGGAGAGCAGCUCUAGCGCUAGGCAGGUACUGAUAAUAUGGAGGAAAGUUCAAGUGCAGCUGGCACUUACCCCUUCCACGGAAGAGAGGUGUUUGGGCCAACUGACCCCGAGACACUUACCUUCCCGUGGCCACCACCACUCCGCCACUGCCCUGGAGUAGAAGUGGCUUCCUGAGCUUGAGGGGCACUAACCAGCAGCAGCCUCUUCAUCUGCGGAUGGGUGAUGGCUGCCAGGAGUCCUGCUCUCCCGCUCCCGUGGGGUUGGGAGGGCAGAGUACGGGGUGUGCGUUUGCAGGGGGUACCCUGUGAGCUGGGUGCCGCCCCUACCCGGCCCUCCACAACACCCCGCAUGUCAGCCUGGCCCCGCAUGCACCCUCAGUGGAGCUGCAAGAUUGGGAUCCACCACAAGAGUAAGGGCAGCAAGGAGCCACGUGGUGUGUCCCAGGAUCAUCGUUUCCUCAACCACCAACCUGCAAGUUGCUAAGGAACUGGACCACCGCUCAUCGCGUCCGUCCACAUUUAGGCCCAGGAGAAGGCUCUGGCGAAACAAGCUCCGAUUAAUCACCUCCACACCUUGUCACCCCUCUGAUAAAGACCUUCGUUCACUUUGGUGUCACCACCGGCUGUCUCCAUUCAACAUGCACCGAAGGGACACAAGCGGGGCAAGUCCUGAGGUUGCUGCUGCUUUGGUAGCACUGCUGGCGACGGUGGCCGGGGCUCCCUGGGAAGGUGUCAGGAAUAGGCCGGACUCGUCUCCUCUUUGCCUGCUGUUAGCCUAACCACGAAAGUAUCUCUUUAUACAGAAUACUUAACAGAUUCUAAUAUAUAUUUGUAUUUCAUUUUGUUAUAGUAUUUUUAUAUGUUAAAGUCAAUAUCUCGUGUCCCGUUUUGAUUUUCAGAUGCUGUGUGGUAGUGACACUUUGUUUAGGGGUCUCUGUCUGUAGUCUUAUCUGGAUCACUCUUUUAGAGAGACUGGUUUAGAACAGGCCCGUGAGGGAGCCACACCUGCCCUUUCCCUAGAAUUAUUCUAGAACAUGUUGGAUAUUGUCUGUUGUCUUCCAUGUGAACAUGACAUUGAUUCACUCAGG
Herpailurus yagouaroundi (jaguarundi) is the source of this 8062-nucleotide messenger RNA. RefSeq names its product slit guidance ligand 1 (gene SLIT1). The record is from RefSeq and is a predicted model, not a curated record. Bases 382 to 4986 code for a protein of 1534 amino acids. Gene Ontology annotation, biological process: axon guidance; negative chemotaxis. Gene Ontology annotation, molecular function: calcium ion binding; heparin binding; Roundabout binding. The transcript is spliced from 37 exons. NCBI's taxonomy places the organism in Eukaryota, Metazoa, Chordata, Mammalia, Carnivora, Felidae.